Molecule: messenger RNA, 2079 nt
Organism: Lindgomyces ingoldianus
Lineage: Eukaryota; Fungi; Ascomycota; Dothideomycetes; Pleosporales; Lindgomycetaceae
Exons: 4
Coding region: 233-1603 (456 amino acids)
Source: RefSeq, a predicted model, not a curated record
UGCGUGCCUAGCAAGCAUUAAGCCCAGCCCUGAAGGCAACCGCCUGGUGCUCUGGGCCAUAGGUGAACGUUGCUCCGGGAAAGCUUCUUUGAAUAAGUAUCCAACCAAGUCGGAAUUCGAAUUUAAGACUCAUGAUUACUCUCCGACCUUCUCUUCUUCCGCGCCCGCACGAUUCUCACCCAAGCUCGACGGCGGGCAUCUCCCCCCACUGCCGGUCAGUGCCUCUUCUACCAUGGGCACGCCUCAUCGAGGCCUCCCACCGCCGGCGGCGAUGACGCUGCCGGAUCCUGGGCGAGGUCCCCCUCCAAUUCCACCUCCAUCGGGUUCACUGCCGCCAGCGCCCUCGCAUUGGCAAGGUGCUGAAGAGCCCAUGAAGAAUUGGCUAAUGGCUAAGGCGGAGGAGGACAAGAGGAAGCAAGAGGAGGAGAAGACGAGGCAGGAGGGCUUGAGGCUCGAGCAGCGCAGGAUCGAGCAGUCAAUGCUUCGAGAGUCAAUGCAAGGCGGCAUUCCCCCACAUCUCGUGCCGAUGAUCUUUGCUGGAAUUGGUGGUGGUAACCUCGCGAACAUGAGCAUUGACUGGCUUCAGCAAUAUAUGGCUCAACUUCAAACAGCACAGCAGCAGGUGCAGCAGCCACAGCAACCGCAAACGCAGACUCUCGGUCCGUCUCAGGUACAAUCACCAGAGCUACGCAGAGAGACGAGAUUGAUCAACCAGGCGCAGCCAGUGCUACCGGGACAACCUCUGGCGCAACCUCAGCACGCGGCAUUUUCAUCCCCUUCGUACGCCAGUGGAAGCUUGUCUCCAAGGAGAGCUGCGCAAACAUCAGCCCAUGUUGGUGCUCCUACAUCCGCCCCUCGCCCUCCGGCGCAAUCGCAGCUCCCCCGGCUGACUACAAACGAAAUCCAAAUCCAGCAGCCUCCAGCAGCCCCUGCGACCGUUCAACAGCUUCAACAGACGCACUCGGCGCAUCAGGAGCAGUCCUCGCCGUCGAUUUACUUUCACCAUUGGGUGCCCCCAACUUCUCAGGAGAAGAGCGCGAGCGGGAAUCCCCCCGCAACGCCGUCAGAUUACACCAGCUCCCCCAAGAAGCGGAAGGCCCAAGGCGGCCACCACGCUCCACCGCCCCCAACGUCGGCGCCGCAGUCCCACACCUCGCCGUCGUUCUCGCAUGUAUCCACGUCGUCCACAUCAACGCCAGGCCGCAGAGGGCACGCCAGAGCCCGAUCGGAUGCAUCAACGCGAGGACUUGAGAGCUAUAGCGGUUCUCUAAGCCGACGCGGCACCAUUUCCAGUCAUGGUCAUGCAGAAGCGGGAUCACUGCAAGCCGAUGCACUUCCGCCCGUUUCCGUCAGCUCAGAACAGCGGUUCCAACAGCCACCUCGCGGAGCUGAAGCUCAAGCGACUUCUCAACAACACGGGCAACCACAUCCAGGUCCCCCGCAACGAAAUGACGGGCCUGGGAGCAACCAACAUGGGCGGGCGGCAACUCCCACGGCAGCAGUUCAUUCUGAAACACGACAAUCUGGACCGCACCAGCAGUCGGCUUCUGGGGACAGGGGGGUUGUACUGACUUCGCCUAAACGGGAAGCAAGCGGGCAGUAGAGUUGGGUACGGGUUUCACCCUCGCAACCGCAUUCGGAUUUACCUCUCUAUCAGGCCAUGGUGAACAGCAACGAACCCUCCAGCGCAUCUGAAGAGACGGCGCGGUUCCAGUUCGCACCUUGUUUCGAGGGACGCCACGCGGUCCGCGAUACCCUGCCGAAUGCGAAUUAAAAUGCAGGCCUGAGAAGCGAAAUGAGGUCCACAACACCAAACGUCCCCUCAUCUCGAACUCGAAAUCACGGGUCCCGCACGAGCCAAAACAGCCCGCCAGCAAGCAGGAACACAAUCUUAUAAAAUUGCCAUUCGACUUUGCCUUGCGUGUCCUGCAUGUGCCGCCAAUAAACAGCCUCAUCGCCCGAAUUACCGGUUGCAACGCCUGAGAUUACCUGCUACCGCAAUUGUUCCUGUCAUCACGGCUGAUUUGGCCUCGUCUUGGACGUCUAUUUUUUUCCUCAGAUUCCCUCUUGGCGCCUUUU